This is a messenger RNA of Rana temporaria (common frog), 897 nucleotides long. Its product is annotated as olfactory receptor 52Z1-like. The record is from RefSeq and is a predicted model, not a curated record. Gene Ontology annotation, molecular function: olfactory receptor activity. Bases 52 to 891 code for a protein of 279 amino acids. The transcript has a single exon. Gene Ontology annotation, cellular component: membrane. Gene Ontology annotation, biological process: G protein-coupled receptor signaling pathway. Lineage: Eukaryota; Metazoa; Chordata; Amphibia; Anura; Ranidae.
AGAUUCCGAUUUAUAUAUGCAAUUGCAGCUUUUAGCUUCUAUUUGAUUGCUAUGUUUCUAGGUUGUCUGAUUGUGUAUGUGAUAUGGAUAGAGGUUAGUCUUCAUGAGCCCAUGUAUAUCUUCAUAUGUACCUUGAUCAUUAAUGGUGUAUUUGGAAAUACAGUCGUUUUUCCUCAAUUUAUAAUUGGCUUGUUGACUGGAUCCUCAACCAUAUACUUUUAUGAAUGUCUAGUACAAGUAUUCUGUGUGCAAACAUUUCCUACUGUGGAGAUUUUCACUUUUACGGCCAUGGCCUAUGACCGAUACCUGGCUGUAGGCUACCCACUGAGAUAUGCCACCCUAAUGACGAAUGGAAAAGCUCUGCAAUGCAUAGCGUUUAUCUGGAUUUCAUCAUUCAUACUUGUAGGUAUUCUGGUGACCAUGACGGCCAACCUGAAAUUCUGUGGGGUCAAUAUUAAUAAUAUUUUCUGCGAGAACAUGUCCCUUGUCAGGCUGGCUUGUGGGAACUCAGCCAUGGUUAUUAAUAUAUUUGGACUUGUGGAAACACUCCUCUUUGUUUUUGGAGCAAUUUCCAUUAUCAUAUAUUGCUACACGAGGACGUUGUUGAUCUGCCUGAAGGUCUCCAAAGCAUCUUGCCUGAAAGCCAUCCAUACAUUGUCCACACACAUAAUCACUUGUUCCAUUUUCUUGACAGCCGUCUUCUUUGUUAUUUUAAGAUAUCGCUUGAAUGGCGGGACAAUUUCUAUCGCUGUUCAUGUUUUCCUUUCUAUCACUGGACUUCUCACGUCAGCUAUUGUGAACCCCAUUGUCUAUGGUAUAAGGACUGAAGCGCUAAAAUUAAAAAUAAUCCGAAAUGUACAAGUAUUGAUAUUCUGGAAAGGUGUUUCUUAACAUUGC